Molecule: messenger RNA, 3142 nt
Organism: Porites evermanni
Lineage: Eukaryota; Metazoa; Cnidaria; Anthozoa; Scleractinia; Poritidae
Source: the annotation of a GenBank genome assembly
AUUUUCUUUUCAGCUUUUGUUGGCUCACUAGCUUUGGGCAUGACAUGGCUUGCCAGUCCACUGCCUGGCUAUCUCUGUGAUCGCGUUGGCUGUCGCGUCACAAACUUCAUUGGAGGCACCCUGUGCGUGACGGGCUUGGUGCUGACGUCAUUUUCUCACAGCCUUAAUGUGAUGUAUUUCACCCACAGCCUGGUAUUUGGUUUUGGAGUAUGUUUUAUCUAUAACUGCAGUUAUCUAGUGAUUGCACAGUACUUUAAAGAAAACUUGUCCAUGGCAACGGGCAUUGUAGCGUUGGGGGCAAGUGUGGGUGUGCUAUUCACAGGUCCAUUGCUUCAAGUUCUUUUGGACUUAUUUGGAUGGAGAGGCACGUACAGAGUGGUGGCUGCAUGUUUCACUCUUGUCUGCAUUCUGAGUUUAACAUACAACCCCAACGUACAAAAAAUAACACAUACCAAACUUCUUAGCAGCAGUGAGGAUCCUGCCAGCGAUCAACGAAGUGGCAUUUCGCUCUACUGCAGCGUGUGGGCGUUUCCUACUUUUGCUGCAUCCGUUAUGUCUUUCAUGUUUGGGAGUCUUGGGAUGUAUAUUCCAUACAUCUAUCUGGUUAGUUUUCUGCCUGUUUUUCCUAUAUUUGAACUCUAUUUUACGGCCACCUCGUUGUUGUGACAACCUCAUUAAGGCGACCACCUUUUUCUCGUCCCCUACAAAAGUCCAGUCACUCCCACUCUCAUAUAGCCCGUCGAAUGCCUACCACUGCUACUACUACUACCACUACCACUACCACUACCACUACCAUUACCACUACCACUACCACUACCACUACCACUACCACUACCACUACCACUACUACUACCACUACUAUGAUGAGUCCAAUUCGGUCUGUAAUCAUACGAGUAAUUAACAACAUAGCGGAAGUCUGAUUUGUUUAAGACUACAGACUGAAUUGGGCGACACGAAGUUCUGUUACCAAUAAAUCAUACCACUGCCACUGCCACUGCCACUGCUACUACUACUACUACUACUACUACUACUAUGAUGAGUCCAAUUCGGUCUGUAAUCAUACGAGUAAUUAACAACAUAGCGGGAGUCUGAUUUGUUUAAGACUACAGACUGAAUUAGACGACACGAAGUUCUGUUACCAAUUAAUCAUAACUAUAAAAAAUUGGUGAUAUUUUAAGCUUUUUUAAAACUUAAAACACAAGAAAUUCCAAGUGUUUUUUUUGCUAUCUGUGAAAAAAAGCCAUUUAAGUGCGCGCGUGCGAUGGCGCGUACUGUCCAAUUACAGAUAUGACGCGUACCGCACUGUCAUAUUAGUGCUGAAAUCAGGACAGUUGAUAGCCAAUCAGAUUUGAGAAUUUUUUUAUAGUUAUGAUUAACAUUUAAAUUUAGCCAUUUUUAGGAGCCCAUUACCUUGCGCUAUUAAUUUCCAGUCACUUCAUUGGAAGCCCGGGGUAGUUACUACCAUAUAUUGUGUAUAUAUUUUAGCUGAUAUUUGGGUACCCAAUCUAAGGAUCACACUGGAAACACGAUGCCAAAAAAGGCAAAAAUGUUACCCUAUUAAAGGAUCGAAACCCUCAAAAACCAUCCCCUAUUGGAUGGCACAUACCUGUCUAGCCCAAACAUGGCAGUUAAACUGCGAUUACCCCUGAAAUGGUCAUUCGUUCAUUUAGAUUUGUAUUCUUGCAGUCCAAAUCAUCUUCAUUAUAUAGACUAAAAGUGCUGAUUAUGUUCAUAGGUUAAGUAUUCCGAGGAUAACGGAAUAACCGCACAGGCUGCGUCACGCCUGUUUAUCUUUAUUGGCCUUGCUUCAUCCCUCGGAAGGAUCAUAACAGGAAAGUUGUGCAACAACAAGAAAGUAAAUCCGGUUUUUAUUCACCAAGCAUCCAUGCUCUUGGCUUCUCUAUCCGCCUUUUUGCUCCAGUUUGCCACCAAAUACGGAUACUUAAUUGUCUUCAGUAUUGUAUAUGGCUUCAGUGAUGGAGUUUUUAUAGCAAGUCAGUGUUUUAUUCUUUUGAGCUGUGUGGAUGCAAAAAGAACAACAGCGUCCUUCUGUAUCAAUAACGUUCUUUAUUCAUUUACUGCGGCCGCCGGUGGGCCCAUUGCUGGUGAGUUAGGUCCUAUUCCUUUUAUAUGAAAAUAAGUUUCUAUUCUAGUUACUGUAAUGCAAAUCGUGAAACUCAAUGGUUGUGUUCCAGACCGUCGUUUUAGGAAGGCUUCAAGCCACUAGGAAAUAGAUCCCUAGACUUUCAAAAAAGUCCUUCGUCGGAUUUCAUAUGGCGCGGGACGACCUCUCGCGAUUUCGUAGCUCGCGGUCGGCCGCUUCGCGGCCAAACAAGGCUCGCUAAACUCGCCUAGAGGUCGACUUGUAGCAAGUCUAAUAGAUCCCUUGAGAUAGUAUGUUUCGUGUUACCAUUUUAGACCACAAAAUGCAUGCUUACAAGGUAAUUUCCUUUUUGUCUUUUUAUGAAUUCUGCAUACAUACGUAGCUGCAUAGGACGACCUGAAAUAGUUCUUUAGGGUAGUAUCAUAUUGUCUGAAAUGGAUUUAAAGCAAACUAUACAAGCUAAUUAACAAUUAUUCCUCGAGCCCGAAUGGGCUCUGAGUCAAUAGCCCAUGAGGCCGAAGGCCGAAUGGGCUAUUGACUCCGAGGCCUUGAGGGCCAUGAGGACGAGCGGAAUAAUUGUUUUAGUAAAAUCCAACUAGUUGGUCAAAAAUAUCGAGAAUAAAAAAAUUUUAGCUAGUUAAAGCUAGACUUUAAUCCUUUUUUGCCGCCAAAAAGCCCGCGCUUUUCGCUACGAGCUAGUGGGCUAUAACAUAGAGCCUAGUAGUAGCUCAACCAAUCAGAACGCAGCAUUGAUAAUAGACAACUAGUUGGAUUUUACUUAAAAGUUAUAGUUACUGUUGAGGUACGUUGUUUUCUAUCAACCAGGUACUUCCAUAUCCUUGGUACUUACUACCUAGGCCUGGUUGUCAGAAGAAAAAAUUAGUAUAACUAUUUUUGUCUCUUUCCCCCUCAGGCUUGAUAGCAGACCAAACAGAAAGCUAUGUUUAUUCAUUUUACAUGACUGGUGCUGUUCUUCUGAUUGCAUUCCUUAUCCCGAUGGUUUUAAUUCCUAUAAGUCAUACUAAGGCCAGAGUUCGU